GAUUGCUUUGUACGAAUCAUAAUUAAGCUUUAAGUUGAGGAAUUAACAUGAUGGGAUGCAACAGGCUCGAUGGGAAGGUGGUGAUCAUCACAGGAGGGGCGCGAGGGAUCGGAGAGGCCACGGUGCGACUCUUCUUGGCCCAUGGUGCAAAGGUUGUGAUUGCUGACAUCCGCGAUAACCUCGGGGAGUCCCUAUGCCACGAGUUGGGCGAGGACGCAUCUUACAUCCACUGCGACGUAACAAAUGAGGAUGAUGUCCGGAAAACUGUUGACUUUACAGUUGAGAAGUAUGGUAAGCUCGACAUCAUGUACAACAAUGCCGGUACAUUGGAUGCCUCGAUAGCCGAAAUCCUAAACACUGAGAAAGCCGUAUUUGAGCGAGUGUUGGGUGUGAACUUAGUAGGGGCACUACUGGGGGCAAAGCAUGCCGCCCGAGUCAUGAUCCCUGCAAGCAAGGGCUGCAUCUUGUUUACUGCAAGUGUGGCUUCUCAAAUAGGGGGUUUCUCUUCAUAUGCAUAUUCAUGCUCAAAGGCUGCACUUGUCGGGCUGAUGAAGAGUGCGGCGGCAGAGUUAGGGAGGUUUGGAAUUCGGGUGAAUUGUGUGUCGCCAUACGGGGUGGCCACGCAUAUUGCCGACGGGCUACUGCCAGUAGAGGCUGUGAACAUGGACACUGAGGAUUUGUUGAGCAAGUUUGGGAACCUGCAAGGGGUGGUUCUAAAGGCCGAGGACAUAGCGCAGGCUGCAUUGUACUUGGCUAGUGAUGAUGCCAGGUAUGUGAGUGGGCAAAACCUCUUUGUGGAUGGUGGCUACACCAUUGUAAACCCAUCUCUAGCCAUUGGCUUCUAUAGCACUUUAGGCCAACCAUGA
Molecule: messenger RNA, 866 nt
Organism: Amborella trichopoda
Lineage: Eukaryota; Viridiplantae; Streptophyta; Magnoliopsida; Amborellales; Amborellaceae
Product: (+)-borneol dehydrogenase 1
Molecular function (GO): oxidoreductase activity
Source: RefSeq, a predicted model, not a curated record